Messenger RNA from Protopolystoma xenopodis, 282 nucleotides. Lineage: Eukaryota; Metazoa; Platyhelminthes; Monogenea; Polystomatidea; Polystomatidae. The record is from the annotation of a GenBank genome assembly.
AUGCCCAAAACACCGUUCACGGUUCUACUCGCCGUAUUGGUCGCAUCCGAGGACGGUCCGCCCUCGUUUCGCCAUUUCGCCAUGACCGUGGAUCCAGCAGACAGAGCCGUUGUGCCGAGCAGACGAGCAGUCUCGCAGGUGGAUGUCUGUCGACUGGUGUUGGAGAAGGAUGCCCGUGGCAAAGGAGUCCUUGCGCAGCCAGCCGACUUGUUGAUAUGCUGUGAGUUCGAGCCGAAUGCCAGCGACAGCUUUGAGAGGCUCAGAUUCACGGGCCACUUGUGA